Messenger RNA from Drosophila mojavensis, 4953 nucleotides. It is a transcript of the gene Ice1, whose product is annotated as little elongation complex subunit 1. Bases 279 to 4817 code for a protein of 1512 amino acids. The record is from RefSeq and is a predicted model, not a curated record. The transcript is spliced from 2 exons. Lineage: Eukaryota; Metazoa; Arthropoda; Insecta; Diptera; Drosophilidae.
UGGUCACACUGUUUGUCAUUUCCAGUGUCAAUAAUAACACGCCGGCAGAGAAACGCGGUGGUUUUAUUUUAAGUUAUUUCUUCUUUUAUUUAAUGUCUACCGGUAGUAAUUUGAUUGAAAUGCAUGUUUGUGGUAUUGAAAUACCUAACAUUAUUGCGGUUGCAUGCAAAACAGCACGCGGCUAGGCUCGAAUCAUAAACGUUUACCGCUCGCGGCAAACACGUGAAACUAAAUAUAAUAAAAUUACAAGAAAAGAAGGAAAGAAAGAAAAACAGAGCAUGUCUGAUGAUUUUAGUUUAGAUGACUUCGGUUUUCUGCUAAGCCCACCAAUUGAGCGAUCGCCAAAUGAAAUGGUGUCCACAAACGGGAAGUUGUCUAAAAAGCGCCUGCUAAUCGGCGACCUCAUUGCCGACAACGAUGAGCUAGUGCGCCGUGUGAAGGAACUUGAGGGACAAGAGCAGCAGCUGUGCAGCAUAAAGCGUACCGCCAGCGAGGUAACAGAGCUGUAUAUGCAAGAGAAGCAACAACGCAUCGAACUCGAGCGCCGAGCACUUGAAGAAAGCGAGCGUUGCUCUGAUCUGGAGAAACAGUUGGACGUACUAAAGCUAGACUGUGAACAGCUGCAGGCGGAAGCGAAGCUUAAGUGUCUGCCAGUUGACGGUAAAGAUAUGGUCAUUCUUUUUAUGCAACUAGCGCUGCGCAUUCAAGGGGAUCCCUGUUCAGGCGGCCUAACGCGGGCCGAGCAUAAUAUGCUGCGCAAGCUAAAAGAUUAUUGCAAGUCGGCAGAUAUUUCUGUACCUCUUUCGAAGAGCCCAACGAAGAAACGAGCAAAAAGCAUAACUGCAACGAAAUCAACUUCGACAGAAACAUUUGUCGCACAUGCCUCAGCGCCCACCAAGCCUAUGAUGUGCUCGAUUGCCGUACAGAGCGAGAGAUUUGUGACCACACGAGAUCAGGGCAUACAGCAUAAGAAUACCACAACAACGCGCGGUACGACGACAGCCGCGCUCAUCAAAACGCGCACUGUGGGCACCUGUUUUCCACAGCCGGAACCCCCUCUUGAUGCUUAUCAAAUAUUGGAGAAGAUACUAACGUGGACCAUUAUGCCGGUGAGCCCUCUCCCUGAUGAGCCAUUGGUACCCGAAGAGUUGCCACUGAUUAAUGUGGGCACUAAUACGGACAUAUGCGAUGUCCAUCGAGAGAUUGACUACUUGCCCGUGCUGCCAGCUCAAUUGAAACGUUCGGAUUCCCGGCCGCCAUCACGAACCAUGCACGACAGCGUCAAGGAUGAGCUGACGACGCCCAUCGAUGCAGCGACACCAGAUAGCUACAGUCACACCAUGGCAAAGAAGCUGUUCAACUUUUUGCCGCACAGUCAACGUGUUCUCGACAAGAUGCCACCCCAGGACUUCGAGGAGAUCUGGCAAGUCGUAGGCCAAAUGCUGCUCGUUGCCCUACAAAGUCGGCCUGCGAACUCCAUUAGCCAGGCAGAUUUUCGCGAAUGGUUUUGCUCGCUGUACGAGAGCCACCAGACUCAUAACGAUGCACCCAGCAUCGACAUUAGUAAUAAGGAGCAAUAUAUGGCACCUGUAGAUGAAGAAGUGCCACCUGAUGAUCGCAAUCGUUCCAUAGAAACACCGCCUCCGGAAAUGGGCUUGGAACUAACACCGAUACGACUGACUCAAUUCAAGGAAAUGGAGGAACUUAAUACCAAGCCAAAGAUUAAAGAACAAAACUCAUGCUCACAGGAAUAUAAGAGGAAGAAGAAGAAGGAAAAGAAGAAGAAUAAGAAGAAGGAGCAAUCAAGACCCACAUCACCCACAGAAACUGCAGUUAAUUUCCUAACCAAUUUAAGUGAUUUCCACAACUCUAACUGUGAUAACUUAGACAUUCAGCUGAAUGCAGAAGAACGCGAAUUGAUGCAACUGGCGUCUGCAACAGCAAAUAAUAUGCUGCCACCGAACACAUCUCCUGUUUUUAAGGACUUUAUUCCGAUAAUGGAUGCAUCUUUAAAUGUGGAUAAACCACAGUCAACCAAUCCAGAGCCUUUAGACUCACAUGCAGCUAAUGUCGAUGUUAUGGCCCUGUUUGGCAGUGAUUCGGACUCGACAGAUGAAGAAGCGUUUAAAAACAGGAAAGUAGUUGCUAGUGAAGUAAAUAUCUGCUUAAGCUCCAAGAACUCAAGCAACACGGAAAAGGAGAUACCCAAUGAUUGCGAUGUCCGGCAUAAAGAUACACCGCCGAAGCCCAAUUUGGUCAUCAAUAAUGGUGGUCUUGGUGGCGAUAAGACUAAUCGGUUGCAGCGCAAGCGGAAGCUAAGUUCGCGUAACUCAUCUAAUUCUCAUUCAGGAACUAGUGAAGAUGAGAAUUCAGUGACCAACGAUGGACAUACUUAUGCGGAGGAUGCAAACAACAUACGUAUACGUGGCUUAUCUGAGUCGCUAUCUGAAACUAGUGAGGAUGAGAAUAUUGUCACCAGCGACCAUUCUCAUGAGGACGAUACAAACAAUUUACGUAUAGGUGGCUUAUCUGAGUCGCCAACUAAAACUAAUGUAAAGACGAAUUCAGUCACCAGCGAUGAUCAUCCCCAGGCGGAUUAUACAAACAAUACACGUGGGCGUAUCUCAUCUGAGUCUCAGUCGGACGCUAGGGAACAGAAUGCAGUCACCAGCAAUAGACGUAAACGUAGCUCAUAUAACUCUCUAUCUGAAUCUACCGAAGACACUUCAGUCACCAGCGAUGCGGAGGAUACAAAACUUCGUACUACUGAAGCAAAGCAACCUUCACAGGGUGCUGCCACAGUUUCUCCGGUAAAACGCAUGCGAAGAGUAAGCAAGCGUAUUGCACUCAAGAAAAAGUCGACAAUAAAUGAUAAAUCAGUCGAUGCCAAUCAAAGUGUGGACGAUAAUUCAGUAUUCGAUGAUACGGACCGUCAUGAUAUGGAUGAAAACAAAUUGGCUGUGAUUAUUCCUACUGAGAUCACAAAGCAAGACACAAGCACAAUCAAAUGUGAAAAAAUUGAUGAAUCAGAAGAUUACGAUACGGACAUCGAGGAAAGAAAUUUAAUUAUCAAUGAAGAUAUUCAGACCGAUAACGAACCGAUUAAUGAGAUUUUACCAUCAGUAUUGAUUGAUAAGCACAUGCCCGAAAUGUCUGAAGAUUCAAGCAAAUCCGAUGUGCCAGUCAUCAAUUCCGGUCUUCACAGCGAUUCCGAUCAUGAUGAAGACACAUGCCCUCAAAAUAAUGUAGAUGGCCCGACUGUGAUAAGCAAUUCAUCCGAAUCGAAUGCUUCUGAUCCACUUGUGGAUCUGUACCUAACCCCGGAGUAUUCCGAUGAGGAUAAGCAGCAAAAUAGAAAGCGCAAACGCAAGCGAAACGGCAGCAUGAAUGACUCAUUCGAAUCACAGUGCACCGCGAAGCGUCUCACGCGCUUGCAAGCCAAGCAGCUUCAGCUGGAUGCGGAUAAUCAAGAGUCGAGCAAUGGAACAGCAGUGCAGGAAAGCUGCCUAUAUGAGAGUUCGCCUAUGUCGCCUGCUCCGUCGGAUAGCUGUGAAGCGAAUGGCAGCGAGCCCAUAGAAAUUCCACUCCAGUUACCUGGGCGUCAAAAUAACCUGGGUGCGCCAAAGGCGCUGCUGUGCUACAUGAUCAACGCGUACAAGGCUGAUAUCAAGAAGCACAGGAAUCAGAAGCCAAGAAAGAGGCUGGAUAAGCUGACUUCUCAAAUAAUCGAAUAUCUUAAGCAAUCAGAUGAGUUGGAACUGACGCCUACUGAAUUUAUGGGAAUAGACGAGCAAAAUGUAAUCAAUGUCUUAAUAGCGGCAUAUGGUGUAGCAACCGAAGCAGGUGCAAACGAUAUGGUUGUCCUGCAACGUGUGCUGACGCUGGUUAAACAAUUCGAGAGCGAGAAUAGCUCGUUUAUAGGGCAUUUCAUGAAGGCGUUGGAGCAGCGUUUGUUCAACCCGAAGGAUCGACUCUCCGACCCAGUGGCAUUCAUGUGUGUAAAGCUCUUUUUACAAUUGAUUGGACUGCAGGCAAUGCAAGCCGAUCCCGUCGAGAUCUAUGAGAAUCCAGCCCGCCUGUUCCUAGCCAAAAUACUCUACCACUACAGCACACAGAUGCCGCAAUUGGUGUUGGAGGUGCUCACUCAUUAUCCCACAGUGCUGCCGCAUCGCGAGGAGCGAUCAUAUGAUCACAGUGAUCCAUUGAUCACGGUCAUAAAGCAUCUGCUCAUGUGCUAUCCGUACGAUGUCAGCGAUCAGCAUGGAGCCGAGCGUGCGCUGAUCUCCAAGCUGCGGUACGAAUAUCACUUCCAGCCCUAUGAGCCUACGAAGCAGAAGGUGAUCGAGAACCUGAUGGGGAAAAUUAAAGCGGGCCGCACAUAUCAGCUGAGCUAUGCCUUUGCCCUCUUCUGCAGACGAAGCAUCCAACUGAACGUGACCAACGUACUAUCGCAACAGCUGAUCCCGCUGGUCAACAACUACUGUGAUUUGUGCGUACAAAAUGAGGAGUACGAUGCGCGCAUGGAAAGCCUGGUGCAGUGCACAUCGAUGAUUAUCAAGCAGCUGCGGCUGGCCGGUAAUGUGGAUCUCACUGGCUACUUAGCGCUCUUCAAACGGAUCCUCGUGGCGGUGCCGCGGCCUGGCAUCCAGGAGGCAGCCGUCCAGGCCAUACUACGCAUGCAGAGAUUCGGCUACGAAUUCGUUGUGGAUGCCCUCCAGAGCUACAAGCCCAACUAUCCACUGUCACCGAUGACACGCGCAAUGCUGCGCAGCUUCGUCGAGCGCAGGCAGCAGUACCUGCUAGCAAAAAAGGCAUGAUUCAACGUAAAUAGCUUUGAGUUUCGAGUUGGUAAUUUGUAUCAAUUUUAACUAUUUAUUUGUAUGUAUGUAUAUAGUAAAUAUAUAUAUAUAUAUGUAUUUUUUGAAUUAAACUAAAUGCCAACUGCAAUUGAUA